AUGGCGAACAAAAAAAUCGAUUCCUUCUCUAAGAAAAGAGGUUCUGAAAAUAUCGUUCAAAGUUCCACCAAUAAUGUUGAAACUUCAACUCCUCCGGAACAACGUCCUUCUAAACUUCCAAGAGUCGAAUCUAAAGAAGUUGAUACAUCUUCUUUGGUGAAGGAUCCGGGAGGUCGUGAUGAACGUCACGAAUCUAACAACCGAGGGAAUGUUAUUGGGUUGAUAAAGCUCUUGGCUUUUUAUAAUGAGAAUGUGGCAGUAGUGGUUUUAGAAAAUGCUCCUCAAAAUGCUUCCUAUCAUUCCCAUGGGAUUCAAAAGCAGAUUCUUAGUAUUUUCUCUGAUAAGAUACAAAAAUUCAUUCGUGAGGAGAUUAAUGAUGGGUAUUUUUGCAUUCUAGUUGAUGAAUCUGAAGAUGAAUCGAAAAGAGAGCAAAUGGCAAUUGUUUUGAGAUUUGUUGAUAAGUAUGAUUUUAUAAAACAGCGUUUCUUUGACGUAGUUCAUGUGUUGCAGGCUCUAUUUUGUGUUGAAUGUCCAUUCGCAUAUUAUGUUCAUUGCUUUGCUCAUUGGCUCCAAUUGGCUUUAGUAGGAGCAUCUAAACAGGUUAUAUCUAUCAAUCAAUUUUUCUCUUACUUGACUCGAGCAAUUAAUAUAGUUAGCUCAUCUUGCAAAAGACAUGAUCAAUUAAGAGCUGCUCAAGCUGCAGAUAUUGCUGAAAAGUUUGCCAUUGAUGAUGAAUUUGAGACUGGUAAAGGAAAAAAUCAAAUUAGAACAUUGAAACGGGCUGGAGAUACUCUAUGGGGUUCUCAUUUGGGUUCCAUUUGUAGUUUGAUAAACAUGUUCAGUGCUACUUGUAUUCCUGAUAUGAGUUAUCCUUAUAAAGAAGGCCGAGGUCAGUCUUGUUUUGAAAGAGAUCAGCUUACCAUGGAACAUCAUUUUCGAGUUGAUAUUUUUAUAGUUACAGUUGAUUCUCAGUUACAAGAAUUAAACAAUAAGUUCAAGGAAGAUGUAAUGGAAUUGCUUGUUCUUAGCUCUGCUUUGGAUCCUAGGGAUGGUUAUAGAUCAUUCAAAAUUGAGGAUAUUUGCAAUCUUGCAAAUAAAUUUUAUCCCAUGGAUUUCACCGAGUAA
Camellia sinensis is the source of this 1125-nucleotide messenger RNA. Lineage: Eukaryota; Viridiplantae; Streptophyta; Magnoliopsida; Ericales; Theaceae. The record is from RefSeq and is a predicted model, not a curated record.